Molecule: messenger RNA, 4985 nt
Organism: Spathaspora passalidarum NRRL Y-27907
Lineage: Eukaryota; Fungi; Ascomycota; Pichiomycetes; Serinales; Debaryomycetaceae
Gene: GRS1
Product: glycine--tRNA ligase
Exons: 1
Coding region: 1502-2869 (455 amino acids)
Biological process (GO): mitochondrial glycyl-tRNA aminoacylation
Cellular component (GO): cytoplasm; mitochondrion
Molecular function (GO): ATP binding; glycine-tRNA ligase activity
Source: RefSeq, a predicted model, not a curated record
UUCUAAAGUUGUCGAAGAUGGGGUUAUUCUUCAGAAUGGCGACCAUAUUAAAGCCGAUAUCAUCGUAGCUUGUACUGGGUAUGACAUUUCGAAGAAUUUCUUGUCAAACUUUGAUAUUAUUGGAAGAAACAAAACCAAUAUAAAAGAACUUUGGACUAAAGAGAGUCCAACUGCUUAUCGUACCAUGUUAAUUAAAGAUUGUCCUAACUUUUACAUGAUUGAUGGUCCAAACAUUGCUACUGGUCAUUCCUCGGUGGUUAUGGCUCUUGAAAAUGCCUUGAACUAUUAUGCCAAGACAGCCAAGCCAAUUCUUCAAGGAAAGGCAAAAUCAAUGGUGGUUAAAACAGAAGCAUAUUAUGAUUGGUUCAAUUCCGUUCAAAAAGAAUUAAAGAGAAGUAUUUUUGGUACUGCUUUUGGCGGAUGUGUAUCAUGGUAUGGUGAUGAUAAUCUAAAUGCAACCACCUAUCCAUGGUCACAACUUAGUUUUUGGAAAAUCACCAAAUACCCCAAUUACAAUGAUAUCGUUUAUGAAAACAAUGACAAGAAAAAUAUGUGAUAAAAGAUUUUUUUUUAUCUAUAAGGUUUACAUAGCUUGGUUGAUAUAUAUUUUUUAAUAUUGUUUUAAUGACCAAGGUUGUAGAUGUUACCAAAGGUUGUAUUUGUAAACUCAUGACCACCACAUUUGAGAUCGUAUGAGAAUGCGACGUACGUGCACUUACCACAUUUAUGAAUCAUCACAAAUUUUUCAGGAGGUAAUUUCGUGGACAAUAUACUUGGCUUUUUCCUCUCCUCACUCCCCCCUUCUUCCCCAAUUGCCUCAAUUGUUGUUACAUUCAAUAUAACUCGCUUUAUAAACUAUAGAUCGUUUGUUUCCCCAAUUGUAAAGAACAUAUCGGUAAGAAUGACUAGUACAACUACUGCGCAAUCAUUCUCCAGGGAAAAAUUAGAACAAGCAUUAAAGAGAAGAUUUUUUUAUGCCCCAGCUUUUGAAAUCUACGGAGGUAUUGCUGGUUUAUUCGAUUUCGGUCCUCCAGGAUGUGCAUUCCAAAAUAACGUUGUUGAUGCUUGGAAGAAGCAUUUCAUCUUGGAAGAAGACAUGUUAGAAGUCGAAGCUACCAUGUUGACCCCACAUGACGUUUUGAAGACUUCUGGUCACGUCGAUAGAUUUUCUGAUUGGAUGCUUAGAGAUUUGAAGACUGGUGAAAUCUUUAGAGCUGACCAUUUGGUGGAAGAAGUCUUGGAAUCAAGAUUGAAGGGUGAUUUGGCUGCCAGAGGUCUUGAACACACCAAGCAAGAAAGUGAAGACAAGAAGAAGAGAAAGAAGAAGGUUAAGGAAAUUAAGUUGGAAAAAUUGGAUGAUGCUGUCGUGGAAGAAUACGAACACGUCUUGGCCCAAAUUGACGGUUACUCUGGUCCUCAAUUGGGUGAAUUGAUUGAAAAGUACAAUAUCACCAACCCAGCUACCGGUGGUAAAUUAGAACCACCAGUUGAAUUCAACUUGAUGUUUGAUACCUUAAUUGGUCCAUCUGGUACUUUAAAGGGUUACUUGAGACCAGAAACUGCUCAAGGUCAAUUCUUGAACUUUGCUAGAUUAUUAGAUUUCAACAAUGAUAAGAUGCCAUUUGCCUCUGCCACCAUUGGUAAGUCUUUCAGAAACGAAAUUGCUCCAAGAGCUGGUUUAUUGAGAGUCCGUGAAUUCUUGAUGGCUGAAAUUGAACACUACGUUGAUCCAAACGACAAAUCUCACCCAAGAUUCCAUGAAGUUAAAGAUAUCAAGUUGAGAUUCUGGCCAAAGGGUAUUCAAGAACAAGGAUCUACUGAAAUCGUUGAACAAACUAUUGGUGAAGCUGUUGCUUCUGGUAUGGUUGACAAUGAAACUUUAGGUUAUUUCAUUGCCAGAAUUUACUUGUUCUUGGUCAAGAUUGGUAUUAACCCUCAAAGAAUGAGAUUAAGACAACAUAUGUCUAAUGAAAUGGCCCAUUAUGCCUCUGAUUGUUGGGACACUGAAAUUGAAACUUCUUAUGGUUGGAUUGAAUGUGUUGGUUGUGCUGAUAGAUCUGCUUACGAUUUGACUGUCCACUCUGCCAGAACUAACACCAAGUUAGUUGUUAGACAAACCUUGGAUGAACCAAUUACUGUUGAAAAGUUGGAAAUUGAAAUUGAAAAGAAGAAGUUUGGUCCAAGAUUUAGAAAGGAUGCCGCUACUGUUGAAAAAUUCUUACUUGCUCAAACUGAAUGUGAAUUAGAAGAAUUCGACAAGGAAUUAAAGGCCAACGGCAAGAUUGUCGUUACUAUUCCAGGUAUUGCCGAACCAGUUGAAUUGGGUCCUGAUUUAAUCAAGAUUGACAAGAUCAAGAGAACUGAACACGUUAGAGAAUACACUCCAAAUGUCAUUGAACCAUCAUUUGGUAUUGGUCGUAUCGUCUACGCUGCUUUGGAACAUGCAUUCUGGACCAGACCAGAAGAUGAAGAUAGAGGUGUUUUGUCAUUGCCACCUCUUGUUGCCCCAACCAAGGUCUUGGUUGUUCCAUUAUCCAAUAGUCCAGAACUUCUCCCAAUUGUCAAGAAGGUUUCUGACUACUUGAGAAAGCAACAUAUUCCAUUCAAAGUUGAUAACUCUUCCGCCUCUAUUGGUAAGAGAUAUGCCAGAAAUGAUGAAUUGGGUACUCCAUUCGGUAUCACCGUUGAUUUUGAUUCUCUUAAGGAUGAAUCUGUUACUUUAAGAGACAGAGAUACUACUAAACAAUUGAGAGGUUCAUUCCACGAAAUUAUCAAGGCUGUUAGAGAAAUGUCUUAUCACCAUGUUUCUUGGGACGAAGCUACUACUAACCUUUCUGCUUUUGAAGGUCAAAGUCAAAGUGAAGCUUAGAUUUUGGUUCUAUAACUAAAUAAAAAUAUUGAAUUUUUUUUUUUCUUCUUUAACCAAAAAUUUCUUGAAGGAAUGCUUGGGCAUUUGGCGCUCUACCUAACAACUCCUUCAAGUUGUCGAUACUAUCUCUAGAUCCACCUCUAGUCAAAAUGAUAUCUCUGUAUCUAAUACCACUUUCAACAUUCAUUGGAUCUUUCUUGAAGAGGGUAUAAUAAAUAUCUGCAGCAUAAACCAAGGAAUACAAGUAACCAUAGUAACCACUUUCAUAGCCACCAGCAAUGUGUCCAAAUGAGGAAUAACCCUUUGUUGGGUUAUUGUCACUACUAAUCAAGGUAAUGUCUUCUCUUAAGCUAUUCCAUUUCUUGAAUAAAUCUAAUUCGUCUAAAUCCUUUUUAUCCUUGAUGGUAUGAACUUGCAUGUCAAAAAUACCAAAGAAUAAUUGACGUAAGUUGAAAAUACCAGUGUUGACAUGUUUAGUUUUAAUUAAUUUGUCGACUAAAUCAUCAUCAAUUGGUUCACCGGUCUUGUAGUGAGAUGAUAAACCUUUAAUUUCAUCCUUAGACCAGGUCCAAUAUUCCAACAUUUGUGAAGGAGUUUCAACAAAAUCACGCUCGACCCUAGUACCAUGGAAUCUAGCAUAUCUAGUUUGAGAGAUGAUAUUGUGAAUACCAUGACCCAAUUCAUGGAAAAAAGUGGUGACUUCAUCAUGUUUCAAUAACGAUGGUUUUUCAGGGGUUGGUUUGGUGAAAUUACAAACCAACGCAGUGACUGGAGUAUGACGAGUCUUUCCAUCAUCUUCUAAAUAACCAGGACCUAAUCCAAAGUUUGCUGCAUGGCCAUAUUUACCUUCUCUUGGAUGCAAAUCAAAGUAGAUCCAACCAAUAAAUUCUUGGCGUGGCUCGCCGUGCUUGAUGUUCUUGUAUACGGCGAAUUGUUGAACAUCUUCAUGCCAAACUGCACCUUUAGCUGGCUUUUCAAUUCUAACAAAUUUAAUAUCAAAAAUAGUUUCAUAGAAUCCAAGCAUUUUGUUAACUGUAGAUUCUAAUGGGAAGUAUUCUGCAAUCUUGAUAUUAUCAACACUAUACUUCUUUUCUAAUAACAAUUCAUUGUAAUAAGCAGAAUCCCAAGCAUACACUUUAUCUUCAGGUUCUAAGCCUCUGGAUUUCAAGUCGUCGUUUUUCAAUUUUAAUAAUUCUUCCAAUUCAACCGUAGCAACUGGAGUCAACUUUGUUCUUAAAUCAGACAAGAAAUCUAAAACAACUUCCUUCUUUUUUGCCAUUCUUUCUUCUAAAACAAAGUCGGAAUAAGUGUCAUAUUCUAGUAAUUGGCCCAAUUCAUAUCUAACCUUGAUGAUUUGUUCUAAAAUUGGUGCAUUUUCAGAGCAUCUGUUGUUGUAAGCAAUAUAGGCGGUCUUUCUAGUGUUUCCAUUAUGAGCAUGUUUCAAUAAAGGUAAAAUAUCAGGAUACUUGAAAGUAACCUUCAAUUUCUCUUCUCCAUCUUGUUCAGCCUUGGAAUACAGACCAAUAACAUCUUCAGGAACACCAUCUAAUUCCUUCUUGGUGAACAAGACAAAUCCCUUUUCUUCAUUCAAGUUUUUCGCAAAUUGAACACUCAAAUUACUCAAUUCAACCUUUAACUUUUUGAUUUUCUCUCUGGUUUCUUCAGGUAAUGCCAAACCAUUCCUUUUGAAGGCGGUAACAGAUUUCUUCAAAUAUCUUUUAGAUUCAGGGUCAAUAUCAGUGUCUUUCACUGCAUCGUACAACUUUUGGAACACCUUGUAAACUUCAGGUCUUGACCAUUCGGUAAUGGAACUCUCUUCAAUCAAUUCUUCAGCCUUGGUAGAAGCGUCACGUAAUUCCUUGUUGGUAGAAACAUAUUGGUAAAAAGUGACUUGCAGUUCAGGAAAUGCGUCCUUGUUGUUCAAUUCGGCAAAUGGUUUCAAAAGGUUGUCUAAAGUUGGCUCUUCCGUAGCUGCAAUUUUAUCAAAAAGAUUCUUUUGUUUUUCAAUCAAUUCAUUGGCAGUUUUCAAGACAUCUUCAGGAGUUUGUUCCCAGAGUGGGAAGUUUUGCUUGGCAGUUAAUGCUUCAAAGUCAAUUGACAUUGUAGGGUGUGGGAU